This is a messenger RNA of Aricia agestis (brown argus), 2428 nucleotides long. RefSeq names its product integrin beta pat-3-like. Bases 1 to 2349 code for a protein of 782 amino acids. NCBI's taxonomy places the organism in Eukaryota, Metazoa, Arthropoda, Insecta, Lepidoptera, Lycaenidae. Gene Ontology annotation, cellular component: cell surface; focal adhesion; integrin complex. The record is from RefSeq and is a predicted model, not a curated record. Gene Ontology annotation, biological process: cell migration; cell-matrix adhesion; cell adhesion mediated by integrin. The transcript has 8 exons. Gene Ontology annotation, molecular function: integrin binding.
AUGAAGUUUUAUUUGUGUAUAAUUUCAUUAAAUUUAUUUCUUGCGGCAAGUUUUUGUUGCAAUCAACAUAAAACAUGCAGGGAGUGUAUCAGAGAUGAGAAAAAGUGUGUUUGGUGUGCUGACGAAAACCAUAAAGAUAUUAUUAGAUGUAUGCCUGAAGUUGAUGCGAGCGAUCGGUGUUUGGGUCACAUCCAAAAUCCGAAGAACCCAAACGCUACAAUCAAGCGAGCAGAUGAAUUUAGUUCUGAAAAAGCUCGAAUAGUCCAGCUGAAACCUCAGGAGAUAAAAUUAGACUUAAGGCCUGGUCAAACGAUUGAUUUUGAUUUUACUUAUAAGAGAGUGAAGGAUUAUCCUUUAGAUUUCUAUUUUCUCAUCGAUGGAUCUGCGUCAAUGAGCAAUUUCGCAAAAAAAACUGCCGAGCAAAGCAAGUUAAUGUAUGAUAUGUUGAGUCGCAUGACUAAUGAUAUCUUCAUAGGAAUGGGAACUUUCGUCGAUAAGAAUGCCGUGCCAUACACAGACAAGGUUGUAGAAAAAAGAGCUUAUUCCUUCAAAAAUCUCCUCAAAUUGAACAAGGAUUAUGAAAAGUUUCGAAACACCAUAAGAGAUAUGGAGUUCGGAAUGAAUGUUGACGAGCCGGAGGGCACGAUGGACGCUCUAGCCCAAGCGAUGGCUUGUAAGGACGAAAUAGGAUGGCGCAAUCAAUCGAGAAAAGUCAUAGUGCUAAACACAGACGCGACCUACCACGUAGCCGGCCACGGGAUGCUGGCUAGCAUCAUACAGCCCUACGACGGGAACUGCUAUACUAAAAACGGUUUCUACGCUAAGGAGUUGCAAAUGGACUAUCCGUCUAUCAGUAUAUUAAAACACAUGGCAUUAAAAGGAGGAUUCGUUAUUAUAUUUGUAGUUAAAUUUGAACGACUAGAUGAUUAUAAACCACUCGAAAAUGAUAUGGGUGCUAAAGUAACUACUUAUAAUGAGAAGGCACUGGAAAUUAAUAAAAUAUUAGGAACCAUAUAUAGCAAUAUAACUGAAUCUAUUCAAUUGCAACAUGCAAGUGAUUCUAAAUAUCAGGAUUACUUUAAAAUCACCUACAAACCUGACUGCAGCAAAGAAGAUUGUUCUGUGAAAAUAAACGAUGAAUUAAAAUUCGUAGGCACCUUUAAACUUUUAAAAUAUUUAGAUGUGGAAAGUAUUCCGAUCGAUAUUACGAUUAAAGGUUUAAACGAAAAACUACAUUUAGACGUAAACAUAAUCAAGGACUGUGAAUGUAAAGCAGAGAACAACUCUACGUCUUGCAGUGGCAAGGGAAGCAAGACGUGUGGAAUUUGUGAAUGUUAUAAUGGAUGGCAGGGUGAGAAAUGCCAAUGCUCUCUGGAUGAAGGACUGAAUAUACAUAAAGAGCGUUGUAUGGCUAACGGCACCGAAUGUAACGACCGUGGCGUCUGCAAAUGUGGCAAGUGCAAGUGCUGGGACAAUUAUUUUAAGGGAGAUUUCUGUGAAUGUAACUUACAAACAUGUAUACUGGGCCCGAAUAAUGAGCUCUGUUCUGGUCACGGCAAAUGUGGAGAGGACGUAUGCGGUGAGUGUAAAUGUGACGAUGACUGGACAGGCAAAGACUGCAGUUGCUCGAAACUGCAAACCAACUGCAAAGAAGAAGGAAAAAAGAUUUGCAAUGGAUUUGGGGAAUGCGAGUGUAAUAAGUGCACGUGCAGGCAGCCGUCGUCGUGGGACACUCGCAAGCGAGACGAGCUGUGCCGGCCGGUGCAGAGCGAGGCGGCGACGGCGGCGGCGGAGCAGCAGCUGCAAUGCGUCCAGUUGCAGCCGUGCGUCCUCGACGACCUCAAGGACGGCUGCAAACACGUCAACGUCACCCGUGUAGAUACACUACCAGUAAACGCAGCUGAAGAAAACCCAGAAAACCUCGUAGAUAACUCAGAGGAGACCCUAGAUAUCCCCGCUGAGUCCCCAGAAUUACAUAUCACAGAAAAAACUCAGCGGAGCUCAGUCUGGAUAGAAUGCCCGGAAUUUCGGGCCGAUGUUGGAUGUUACACCAGAUUUGUGUACAAAUUCAAGGUUGUGGAGUAUGGAGUGGAUGUCCAGGUUCUGAGCAAAUUGAACUGCGCGGAAACUUAUUACUGGGCCGGUGGUGGCUGCCUCAUCGGGCUCAUUCUCAUCGGUCUAGUGACCCUGGUGUGCUGGAAGAUCCUCACCACCAGACGCGACCGCGCGGAGUACGACCGGUUCUUCAAGGAGGUUCAGAGUGAGAACCCCGAGCUGGUCAACCCCAUCUUCGCGCCGGCUACGGUCUCCUUCAGUAAUCCCGCUUUCCGCCGCUCUAGACACGACUGAAAAAUAAGAUGCAGCGUCAUCUGCUUACAGUCAAAUUACUAAUGUGUUUUUUUUUUUUUGUAUUUAACAAAUAAUUAAG